GAACUGAUGGGUGAUUUCAUGUAACACCGGCAGAGAGAGAGAGAACGAAAGAGAGAGAUUGGUUAUGUGGCAGCCUGUUACAGAAACUGAUCAAUCCCCGACAGAGGCGGAAGGGUCACUUGGUUCUGUCUCACUCUCAGCGGCUGACGGGGAGAUGCUCACUGUUGUCUGGAUGACUUUACAGGCUGUGCGUCACGGCAGCGCGUAGAAUAAAUUAACAGGCGAUUUAUCUCGCAGUGUCUGGCGUCAACACACAUUUACUGACUGAUUGACUGACUGACCGAGACGCGGGACGUUCCUCCCAAAUCCCAGCGAAAUAACCCGCGCUACCCAUGAAUGAGCCUCUUCUUAUUUCAAGAAUAAUGUGAAAAUCACUGAAGAAAGACAAGACGGCACCUCAUCUCAUCUUUUUCAGCACAAUCCUGCUCCUUGCUGACACACUAUUCCAGGUGUUUUGUCUGAGCUCUGUAUGGCGUGGAGCCCUGUUGGGAUGGGAACGUGCCUGGAGAAAAGAUGGACUUACUGUGCCCUCACUAAAGGUCACAGUCCUCUGAUGGUCAUGUCAUGGCCCAUGGCACUGUGGCUACUGACUUUAAUCACUGUGAGUCAAAAGAUGACUGUUGGACAGACAUUGAACACCUUCCAAUCAGAAAGGAGGGAGUGGCCGCUGAACCACCUAACUGUGCAUCAGUCCACUGGGGCCCUGUAUGUCGGAGCUGUCAACCGCAUCUACAAGUUGUCGGCUAAUCUCACCCUCUCGGUGUCCCAUGAUACAGGGCCUGAGUAUGACAACAAAGCAUGUUACCCUCCACUGAUUGUCCAGCCCUGCUCUGAGCCUCUGGCCUCUACUGACAAUGUUAAUAAACUACUGCUCAUUGACUACUCUCACAACCGGUUGCUGGCUUGUGGCAGCCUGUACCAGGGUGUCUGCAAGCUGAUGAGGUUGGAUGACUUGUUCAUCCUUGUGGAGCCCACACAUAAGAAGGAACACUACCUGUCCAGUGACAACCAGACAGGCACGAUGUAUGGGGUUGUUGUGCCCUCACAGGGCCAGGAUGCCACUCUGUAUAUUGGCACAGCUGUUGGAGGCAAGCAGGACUACUUCCCAACUAUCUCCAGCCGCAAGCUGCCUCGUGACCCAGAAUCAUCCGCCAUGCUGGACUAUGAGCUCCACACUGACUUUGUUUCAUCUCUCAUCAAAAUCCCCUCUGACACAUUGGCUCUUGUCCCAUACUUUGACAUCUACUACAUCUAUGGCUUUGCAAGUGGCAGCUUCGUCUACUUCAUGACCGUCCAGCCAGAGACUCCAGAGAACGGGAUGCCUGCAGGCAGCUCACAUGGCGACUUGUUUUACACUUCCCGCAUCAUUCGGCUCUGCAAAGGUGACAAGAAGUUCCACUCCUACGUGUCACUUCCUGUGGGGUGUAUACACAGAGGCGAGGAGUACAGACUGCUGCAGGCCGCUUACCUGUCCAAGGCUGGCAGGGUUCUGGCAAAAUCGCUUAACAUCAGCAUUCAAGAGGAUGUGCUCUUUGCUGUGUUCUCCAAGGGACAGAAACAGUACCACGAACCCCCAGAUCACUCUGCUCUUUGCAUCUUCACCAUCCAAGACAUCAAUGCACGCAUCAAGGAGCGGCUACAGUCCUGCUACCAGGGAGAGGGAAACCUGGAGCUGCACUGGCUGCUGGGAAAGGACGUGCAGUGCACCAAGGCGCCCGUACCCAUAGAUGAUCACUUCUGCGGCCUGGACAUAAACCAGCCCCUGGGGGGUUCACAGUUGGUGUCGGGUCGGACAAUGUACACCGAGAGCAGAGACAGGCUGACCUCUGUUACCUCCUAUGUCUACAAUGGACACAGCGUGGUUUUCCUGGGCACCCGAAGUGGACGGCUGAAGAAGAUCAGGGUAGACGGUCCUUUGCAGGGAGGAGUGUUGUACGAGACAGUGACUGUGAUGAAGGAUAACAGCCCCAUCCUCCGGGACAUGGCCUUCUCCCAGGACGGGAACUCUCUCUAUGUCAUGUCAGACAGUCAGGUGGCUCAGGUCCCUGUGGAGGCCUGUGAACAGUACGGUACAUGUGCCGAGUGCCUGAGCUCUGGUGACCCACAUUGUGGCUGGUGUGUCCUCUACAACAUGUGCUCAAGGAUGGAUCGGUGUCACAGGGCGGAGGAAACCUUUCGUUUUGCCACUGACAUUGACAGCUGUGUGAAGGUCAUUGCUCACCCAGAUAGCAUUGCUGUGUCAGCACACAGUAUCCCUCUUCUGCUGGAGGUGAAUAAUGUUCCAGACCUUUCUGCUGGAAUCACCUGCUCAUUUGGCCAGCAGGCCCAAGUGGAGGGUCACGUCAAAGGGAACAGGGUUAUGUGUCUGUCCCCAGCUGGGAAGGAAGUCCCUCAGAUACCAGAAGGGCAAGACUGGGCUGGCGUAGAGCUUCGUCUAAACUCAAAGGAGACAGGUCAAAUGGUCGCCAGCACGGAGGUGAAGUUCUACAACUGCAGCACGCAUCAAACGUGCCUGUCCUGUGUAAACAGCACUUUUCUAUGCCACUGGUGUAAGUACCGCAACCUGUGCACCCAUGAUCCAAGCAGCUGUUCCUUCCAGGAGGGCAGAGUCAACACCUCGGAGGAUUGCCCUCAGCUCCUCCACUCUGGGGAAAUCCUCAUUCCAGCCGGUGAGGUUCGACCCAUCACCCUGAAGGCCCGGAACCUUCCUCAGCCACAGUCGGGACAGCGGGGCUACGAGUGCGUGGUGCACGUGCAGGGUGUCAGCCACCGUGUCACGGCGCUACGCUUCAACAGCACCAGUGUGCAGUGCCAGAACAGCUCGUACAUGUACGAGGGUGUGAAGAUCAGUGACCUGGCAGUGGACCUCUCCAUUGUAUGGAACGGCAAUUUCAUCAUCGACAAUCCUGAGAAGAUUAAAGUGCACCUCUACAAGUGCAGCGCCCAGAGAGACAGCUGCGGCAUGUGUCUGCGGGCAGAGAGGAAGUUCCAGUGUGGCUGGUGUAGCGGCGAGGGCCGAUGCACCAUGAAACAGCACUGUACCCCCCACUGUACCCCCGUCACCCCAUACGCUAGCCGCUGGCUGGACCUCUCUGCCAAGAAUGUCAAGUGUACCAACCCACGCAUUACUGAGGUGAGCCCUGUGGCAGGGCCUCUGGAGGGGGGCACACUGAUCACGAUCCAGGGCCUGAACCUGGGUUUGUCCUUCUCUGAGCUGCAGGGUAAUGUGGAGGUGGCUGGAGUGCAGUGCACCCCACAGGAGGAGGGAUAUAUUACUGCAGAACAGAUUGUGUGUGAGAUGUCUGCAGCUCCUAAAGGAAGUGCACCAGGUCCAGUUAAGCUCUGUGUCGGCGAAUGUAGACCGGAACUACGCGCACAGUCCUCCCAGCUCUACUCCUUUGUGAUCCCCUCGAUGCUGGCGCUCACCCCAGGCAGAGGACCUGAGUCUGGGGGCACCAAGGUCACUAUUGUCGGGGAGAAUCUGGGUGCCGGAAGCACUGUUAAAGUGUACUUUGGUAAUCAGACCUGUGAGCUGUACAGGAGGACCAUGUCAGAGAUUGUGUGUUUCUCUGCGCCAUCGGUGACAGGAGCGGGACCAGUGCAGGUCGGCUUGAGUGUCGACCGGGCCGGAGUUCCUGGGAGUUUGGCUUUUGACUACAUUGAAGACCCCACAGUCCAGCACAUUGAACCCCUGUGGAGCAUCACCAGUGGACACACCACCCUGACAGUGACCGGGACCAACCUCGACGUAGUUCAGGAACCACGGGUCAGAGUCAAAUAUGCAGGGCACGAAUCUGUCAAUGUGUGCAAAGUGAUGAAUACAACCACCAUCAGCUGCUUCGCCCCGUCUCUGAAGGCCGAGUACACCACAGACCAGGAGACGGUCAAACACGUAGACGAGUUUGGCUUCGUCUUCAACAACGUCCAAGCGCUGCUCACUUACAAUAAUACAAGCUUCAUCUACUACCCCAACCCUUACCUGGAGCCCCUCAGCCUAUCAGGUGUUCUGGAGCAGAAACCUGGAGCUCCCAUCAUACUCAAGGGACGUAACCUGGUGCCAUCCGCAUCCGGUGGAGCCAGGCUGAAUUACACAGUGCUGAUUGGGGAUACACCUUGUUCUCUCACUGUGUCUGAUACUCAGUUACUCUGUGAACCACCAAACCUCACAGGGCAGCACAAAGUCCUGGUCCAAGUAGGAGGACUCCACAUCUCCCCAGGGGAAGUUCACAUCCGGUCCGAUAGCUUGCUCACUCUUCCUGCUAUCUUCAGUAUCACAGCUGGAGGAGGGCUACUCCUCAUCAUUGUCAUUAUAGUCCUACUGGCCUACAGACGGAAGUCACACGAGAACGACCUCACUCUGAAGCGUCUGCAGAUGCAGAUGGACAAUCUAGAGUCCCGAGUGGCGCUAGAGUGCAAGGAGGCCUUUGCAGAGCUACAGACAGACAUCAACGAGUUAACCAGUGAUCUGGACAGAGCUGGCAUCCCCUACCUAGACUAUCGCACUUAUGCCAUGAGGGUCCUCUUUCCCGGCAUGGAUGAUCACCCUGUGCUCAGAGAGCUGGAGGUGCCGGGAAGUGGACAGGCAAAUGUGGAGAAAGCCUUGAAGCAGUUUGCUCAGCUGGUGAAUAACAAGGUUUUCUUGCUGACAUUCAUCCGCACACUGGAGCUGCAGCGCUCCUUCUCCAUGCGUGACCGCGGCUACAUGGCUUCACUCAUCAUGACCGCUCUGCAGGGGCGGCUGGAAUACGCUACAGACAUCCUCAAACAUCUGCUCUCCGACCUCAUAGAACGGAACUUGGAGAGCAAGAACCACCCCAAACUACUACUCCGCAGAACAGAGUCGGUGGCAGAGAAGAUGCUAACAAAUUGGUUUGCCUUCUUGCUCUACAAAUUUCUCAAGGAGUGUGCCGGCGAGCCUCUAUUCAUGCUGUUCUGUGCCAUCAAACAGCAAAUGGAGAAGGGACCCAUAGACUCCAUCACUGGAGAGGCACGCUAUUCUCUUAGUGAGGACAAGCUCAUCCGACAGCAGACUGAAUACAAGAUGCUGACGCUGAGCUGUGUGAACCCAGACAAUGAGAACAGCCCAGAAAUCCCUGUCAAGGUGCUGAAUUGUGACACCAUUACCCAGGUAAAGGAGAAGAUUCUGGAUGCAGUGUACAAGAACAUGCCCUACUCUCAGCGCCCACGAGCUGCAGACAUGGAUCUUGGUGAGAAGCAACACUCUCCAGCACUGAUGGUCCUCCAGGAUGAGGAUAUCACUACCAAGAUAGAGAGCGACUGGAAGAGGCUCAACACACUCAUGCACUAUCAGGUGUCUGACCGCUGUGUGGUGGCCUUGGUGCCCAAACAAAUGCUGUCGUUCAACAUUCCUUCUUCAGCCAGCUUCCCACGCAGUAUCAGCAGAUACGGUGUAGACAUAUCCUUCCGCUCCACUCCUACCAGCCCUGACAGCCCCCACUCACGUGUGCCCAUGCUGACCCCUGACCUGGAGAGCGGGGUCAAAGUUUGGCACUUAGUCAAGAACCAUGACCAUGGGGACCAGAAAGAAGGUGAACGUGGCAGCAAGAUGGUGUCUGAGAUCUAUCUGACGAGGCUACUAGCAACAAAGGGCACGCUGCAAAAGUUUGUGGAUGACCUGUUUGAGACUCUUUUCAGCACUGUAUGUCGAGGCACUGCCCUGCCUCUGGCGAUCAAAUACAUGUUUGACUUUCUGGAUGAGCAGGCUGACAGACAUGGUAUCCAUGACAUGGACGUUCGCCACACGUGGAAGAGCAACUGCCUGCCCCUGCGUUUCUGGGUAAACGUGAUUAAGAAUCCCCAGUUUGUGUUUGACAUUCACAAAAGCAGCAUCACAGAUGCCUGUCUGUCUGUGGUGGCCCAGACCUUUAUGGACUCUUGCUCAACGUCUGAACACCGUCUGGGCAAAGACUCACCAUCAACCAAACUACUCUAUGCCAAGGACAUACCACAUUACAAAAGCUGGGUAGAAAGAUACUACGCCGACAUCAACCGCCUGCCUGCCAUCAGUGAUCAGGACAUGAAUGCCUAUCUGGCUGAACAGGCUCGCCUCCACUCCAGUGAGUUCAACGUGCUCAGUGCCCUCCAUGAGGUCUACCAUUACGUCAGCAAGUACAGCCAAGAGAUCACCGAGGCACUGAAGCAGGAUGAACAGGCCAGGAAGCAGAAGUUGGCAUAUAAAGUGGAGCAGAUAAUCUCUGUCAUGUCUGCAGAGAGCUGAGACAUGCACACAGCUACAUACACACAGUACAUUCAUACACGUGUACAUGUCCACUAAGCCCACAUACUGACAUAGACAGAGACAUGCAGACUUUAUGGACCUACUUUAUAUGACAAUACACAAAGAAACAUACACACAUAUACAAAAGUACAUAUAACACACGCUUGAAACAGCAGAUCACCCAAAGCACGAUUUUUGAAUCCAAUGUCAGAAUAUUUUUCAGAAGAAACGCCAACAGGCAAACAUCCAACUUCUAAAACACUCCUACAGACAGAGAGAGGAAGAGGAUUUGGAACAUCACGGUUACUGAAUCUGCAGCCGAUUAUUUUACGCUGCGUAAAGGUUUGUCUUUGUAGUCGGUGCUUAUAUUGAAUUUGUGUGUGGCAUGAAUGGUGCUCUGAAGAGAACUCAGCCGAGAAUGACUCAACUUGAAAAGUAACCGGAGCAGCUCAACAUCAAUGAAAUGCAAUCCACAAUAUAAUGGGAUAGCACGUGAUGAGACAAGACAAAACGAAGAAGACUUAUUCGCAGUACAUAUCAUGGGCUUGGAGUGACAUUGCCAUUUGAAGCAGAGACAUGGGACUUUGUGUUGUUAAACCUUUUCUUACUGCCUUUUAAAAGGACAACACUUAAGACUUUAACAUUCUUUUCAUUUUUCCACUGGAAGCUCACCAUCAUGAGUUAUUUUGUUUAAUGAAGAUGUUCUGAAAUACUACAAGGUGAGGGUCCAGCUCUUUAAUAAUGCAACACUGAGAAGUCUGAAAUAUAUGUAGAGAUAAUUCCAGACCCAACUCGCCUUUUUGUGCCAAAUAUAAUAUGUCUCAUGUUUCAUUCAUGUUAAAUGCUCCUGUAGAAACAAUUAAUAAUACACGCCCGUUGUACAGAAAAGAUCCCAUUUAAGAUAGGGCAUUUUGUACAAUGAUCUAUAGACCACUAGAAUUCAGCCAUUCAAAGAUAAGUGGAGACUGAUACUGAACUGUAGUAGAAAGCAUGAUUAAUAGUGCUUCAAGCCUGAUUGUGGGUCCGAUUAGCCCAACCCUGGCCAACAGCGCUGCUCCUCCACCUUCCCCAUCUCAUCAAGACAUCGUUUACACCGAAAUGAUACUUGAAAUGCACCAAGUGUACGAGAUAUUAAGAACACCUGCUGCUCCUGAGGAGUAAUCUGGUCAGAUUAAGUUAAGAUGAAGGCCUUCAUGCUGUAUUGAUUUACCCGAUAAAUCCACUUUGAACAUUAUCUGGAAAUAAACAUAGGAAAUAAGCUGGAGAAGGAUUUCUAACCCUGUUGAUCUGGAGAUGUAUAAUACAAGUAUUCCUUAUAUUUUGUACAAAGACUGGAUAUAUGCUUAACGAUGUGUUUGGAUCAGCAGUUGGUCCGUGUAAAGUUAAUCCCUUAACGUCUUGCUUCACAGAGCUAUCUUUGCUUUAAAUCUGACUGUUACCAUGUUUAAGCGCUCAAUUCAAAGUUUAAAUUUUGUGUUCCAAUGUACAUUUUACCGGAGUGCUUGUUGUCUCCUUGCUGCUGUAUUUAUAGAGCGCCAUAUCUGAACUCUAAAGUAAUCAUCCAUGAUAAAAAAAUUCUGUCUGAGGCAUCAUGUUAAUUCAGAGCUUUAGUUUUGAGUGUUUGUGUUUCACCCAUUGCGAUGAUGAAAUAUGAACAUCUUUCUGUGCUUCAGGCUGUUUCGUCAUUACAUAUAAUGUCACCGCAUCAUGUCACUCUCCUUUAUUCUGGAGCACUGCUCUUUGAAUCCAUUCAGUAUCAGUGGGGUUAAUAUACCCACCACAGGAACUUGAUUCAUGUUAAUCUAAAGGAUGAUAAUAAAUAAAAAAGAAAUUCAUUUCCUGUUAAGUGUUAACAUGACACAGAACUCAUUGUUUCAUGUGUGAUUUGAUAACGUGUGUGUUGUGCAAUAAACUGUCAGACAUUUAAACUGUUUUUUAAACUAUAUAUUAUUGUAUAAAUACUGUACAUAAAAACACUCCUAUUUUGCAAGCAAAAGAUUCACUUUGUACCGUUGUUA
This is a messenger RNA of Monopterus albus (swamp eel), 8256 nucleotides long. Its product is annotated as plexin-A2-like. The coding region runs from base 470 to 6238 and encodes 1922 amino acids. Gene Ontology annotation, cellular component: plasma membrane; semaphorin receptor complex. The transcript is spliced from 34 exons. The record is from RefSeq and is a predicted model, not a curated record. Lineage: Eukaryota; Metazoa; Chordata; Actinopteri; Synbranchiformes; Synbranchidae. Gene Ontology annotation, molecular function: protein binding; semaphorin receptor activity. Gene Ontology annotation, biological process: regulation of cell migration; semaphorin-plexin signaling pathway.